Pterocles gutturalis (yellow-throated sandgrouse) is the source of this 1319-nucleotide messenger RNA. It is a transcript of the gene NFKBIA, whose product is annotated as nuclear factor of kappa light polypeptide gene enhancer in B-cells inhibitor, alpha. The record is from RefSeq and is a predicted model, not a curated record. The annotation marks the transcript as partial. Gene Ontology annotation, molecular function: protein binding. The transcript is spliced from 5 exons. Lineage: Eukaryota; Metazoa; Chordata; Aves; Pterocliformes; Pteroclidae.
UUUUCUCCACUUGGCGAUUAUUCAUGAGGAAAAAGCCCUGAGCCUGGAGGUGAUCCGGCAGACGACCGGGGACCAUGCUUUCCUGAACUUCCAGAACAACCUCAGCCAGACUCCUCUUCACCUGGCAGUAAUCACUGAUCAACCCGAAAUUGCCGAGCAUCUUCUGAAGGCUGGAUGCAACCUGGAAAUCCGGGACUUCCGAGGAAACACCCCCCUGCACAUUGCCUGCCAGCAAGGCUCCCUCAGGAGCGUCAGCGUCCUCACGCAGUACUGCCAGCCCCAACACCUCCUCGCUGUUCUGCAGGCCACCAACUACAAUGGACAUACAUGUCUCCAUUUGGCAUCUAUUCAAGGAUACCUGGCUAUUGUUGAAUACUUGCUGUCCUUGGGAGCAGAUGUGAAUGCUCAGGAGCCCUGCAAUGGCAGAACGGCACUACAUUUGGCUGUCGACCUGCAGAAUUCAGACCUGGUGUCGCUUCUGGUGCAACAUGGGGCGGAUGUGAACAAAGUGACCUACCAGGGCUAUUCCCCCUAUCAGCUCACGUGGGGAAGAGACAACUCCAGCAUACAGGAACAGCUGAAGCAGCUGACCACAGCUGACCUGCAGAUGUUGCCAGAAAGCGAAGACGAGGAGAGCAGUGAAUCUGAGUCUGAAUUCACAGAGGAUGAACUUAUAUAUGAUGACUGCCUUAUUGGAGGACGACAGCUGUCAUUUUAAAGCCAAGCUUUCUGUGAAAAGAAGUGACUGUGUACAUAUGUAUAGAAAAAGGACUGACUUUCUUCAUUUAAAAAGAAAGUCGCAAUGCAGAGGGAAAAACCAGGAGGGAAAUACUACACUGCCCAGCAAGGAGCAUGUAACUGGAUGGUUCUAGGUUCUGGCCUGUGUUUAAAUACAAGAGUGGGAUGUGUAACUUCAGUAGAGAUCUGUGAUUAUUUACACCACCAGAUACAGAGCCACGUAGCAAAUCUUCUCAACCCUACGAAGGUGACAGACUGCACAUCCAGCCUGCUAGUUGCAGAGAGCUAUCUUGUGGCCUUAGGUACCAAGGGGAACACGUGUUCUCUCGUGGCGAGGCAGGCUCAUACCAACACCCCAUCUUGGAGACAGUUUUAAUUUGUGUUGGACUGGUGGCAGUGCCUGGCCUUACCAACUGACCUUGGCUGCUCUCGGUGGGGCUUCCUGGGCAGAGGGGUCACACCAAGGGACUGACUGGUGACCUCCUGGCUGUUAGGAGAAAGUAGCAAUAAUGUUAACUGUGGGCAUUGGAAACUGAGUUUCACACCAUGUGUGUCAUAAUUGCUACACUUUUCAGCAACUG